CAGCUUUCCCCUCGGUCGUUUGAGAGGCGGUGCACGUAGCCGAAGUCGUCACGCCAUUGUGCGAGAUAGUUUCCCGAGUGUUUUAGUCUUACUUUAUUAAUAACUCUGUUCACUGGCUGUCUUAACUAUUUACUCAACCUCUCUAAAAGUACCACAGAACAAAUACCAGUAUGGCUACGGACUCGUGGGCUCUCGCUGUGGAUGAACAAGAGGCGGCGGCCGACUCGAUAAGCACCCUACAAAUUAAAGACACACUAGAGGAAAAUGGAACUGCUGGCAGCACUGUCAACAAAACAGAAGAGAGCAGUACAGCAGCCAAGUCGGAACCAGACGCCCCAACCAAGACAACAGACGAGGAUGAGAAAGAUGACAAAGCGGCUCAGUCACUGUUGAACAAGUUGAUACGGAGUAAUCUGGUCAACACCACCCACCAGGUGGAGGUUCUUCAAAGAGACCCCAACUCUCCCCUUUACUCUGUGAAGUCCUUUGAGGAGCUACGACUUAAACCUCAGCUCCUUCAAGGAGUGUACGCCCUGGGCUUCAACCGACCCUCAAAGAUCCAGGAGACAGCCUUGCCCAUGAUGCUGGCAGAGCCUCCACAGAAUCUCAUUGCCCAGUCACAGUCUGGCACAGGGAAAACGGCUGCAUUUGUCCUGGCCAUGCUCAGCCACGUCGACCCCAACAAGAAAUAUCCUCAGUGUCUGUGUGUGUCGCCCACCUAUGAACUGGCCCUUCAGACCGGCAAAGUGAUAGAACAGAUGGGGAAACACUACCCUGAGGUCCAGCUGGUCUAUGCUAUCAGAGGAAACAAGUUGCAGCGGGGCAUGAAGCUCCAGGAGCAGAUCGUCAUCGGCACCCCGGGGACCAUGCUGGACUGGUGCAUCAAGUUUAAGUUCAUCGACCCCAAGAUGAUCAAGGUGUUUGUGCUGGACGAGGCGGACGUCAUGAUCGCCACGCAGGGCCACCAGGACCAGAGCAUCCGCAUCCAAAGAACGCUGCCAAAGGACUGCCAGAUGCUGCUCUUCUCCGCCACCUUCGAGGAGUCAGUCUGGAACUUCGCCAAGCGCAUCGUCCCCGACCCAAACAUCAUCAAGCUGAAGCGCGAGGAGGAGACGCUGGACACCAUCAAGCAGUACUACGUGCAGUGCACCAGCAAGGAGGAGAAGUUCCAGGCCCUCUGCAACAUCUACGGAGCCAUCACCAUCGCCCAGGCCAUGGUCUUCUGCCACACGAGGAAGACGGCAGGGUGGCUGGCUGGGGAGCUGUCCAGGGAGGGCCACCAGGUGGCGCUGCUCAGUGGGGAGAUGCAGGUCGAGCAGAGGGCUGCUGUCAUCGACCGCUUCAGGGACGGCAAGGAGAAAGUGCUGGUCACCACCAAUGUGUGCGCACGAGGUAUUGAUGUGGAGCAGGUUUCCGUGGUGAUAAACUUUGACCUGCCGGUGGACAGGGAAGGGAACCCUGACAACGAGACAUACCUGCACAGGAUUGGCCGCACAGGCCGGUUUGGCAAACGGGGAUUGGCCAUCAACAUGGUGGACAGCAAGUUUGCUAUGAACGUCCUCACCAGGAUUCAGGAGCAUUUUAAUAAGAAAAUAGAAAAGCUGGACACUGACGAUCUGGAUGAAAUUGAAAAGAUCUCCAGCUAAAGACUGCAGGGACAACAUGACUCUGAAGGCCUCCUUCCGCUCAGAGGACUGUACCUACCGCUCCUGCAGUGUUUUAUGCUUUUACUUUGUAUUUUAUUUUAGUCAAGAGAUAUAGCUACAAACACAGCAUUAGGUUUACACGUGGAACUGUUUUUAUCUCGGGCGGGUGUUAUUUUAUGUCUGUGGAACAGCACGCCCCCAUUUCGCUCAAUAAAGUAUGUAAGCUUUUGCACCAGUCGCAGUGUGAUGCUGCAAAAGGCUGCCCUAGUGGGCUCUGGGUCACUGUGCACACAUUGCGAUCCCCUUUCAUGUGCUUGCUACAGUGAGACAUGUCCUUUGUUGUACUGAGAUUGUUUUGUUUUAUAAUGGCUUGAUUCUGAAGCAGCCAAAACUGGAGUACAGCUGAUCUAGUGGUGCCAAUGUUAUUAGUCCGUUGAAAUCAGGAACAUAUUACUUCUGAAUGUAAUCCAUAUCAUGUUAAGACUUUGAAUUGGUAAGAUGUAAAGUACGAAGGGUGAAUAUGGGUAUGCUGUAGCGAGGGAGAAUUUGAUUACCUGCCAUCGACUAGGUAAACUUAAGCAAGCGGUGGUCUGGUUUAGGGUCUAUGCAAAUUUUAAUCAUGUCACUCCAUAUUCAGAGCAUUACAUUGAAAACAAAGACCUCAGUUUUAGCUUACGUUUGGCAUCAAAAUGUCAGGCACUGUUGGUACCUCGGUUACCAGCGCUGCAUUCGUCUCUCCCUGUCAUGUUGUGAAUAUCUUAACCACUUUCGGUUGGGCUAAGGGGGUCUAUGGGAUUUAUCAAUCUCCUUUUAAUCAGGGUUAAUAGUGGAACUGGUGAUCAACUGUAUCUCUCACACUCACUGUGCUCCACGCAUCCACUCAUUCUUAAGGAUUGUACGGUGGACAAAAUGGACCUAAUGCCUUCAAGUGCAUUUUAAAUGUACAAUUUUGUAUUUGCCAUAGGAAGACAUUGGGCUUGAAUUCUUAUAUAUAUUGAAAUGCAGGCAGUUUAGGAUGUGUGAAUUGUGUGUCGAUACCAAAUGUGUAUUUGGCUAGAGUACCACAGGCCCUACAGGCUGAUCAAACUGUCGCUCCAAACAUGUUUGCAGGAGAAGAAAUGUGUACUUAUGUACAAAUUUUAAAAGAAAAAGUUAAGGUCAAAGGUGCGGCGCAGUUUGAUGCUUCCAAGAAGUGAGAACAUUCCUUUCGACGUAGAAUUUAAAAAGAAACUCGGCACUUCCUGGUCAAAGUGAGAGGAACACAAUUUAUUAGUGAUACAAAAGGCGUCCUACGAUGUGCUUUGAUAAUUGUCAAUUUAACUUAAAUACCCUACAAAACCUCAUCUUUAACAGCGGCACCAAGAAGCACACCGAUAGUAUUCUGAUCUGUGACCGGUCUGCUUGACAACUUGUUUAAAAUGUGUAAAUAUAUUCCUUGAGAUGAAUUUAAAUUGUAGGCAAGUGGUUAUAGAAAAUAAACUCGUCUAAAGCC
This is a messenger RNA of Gadus morhua (Atlantic cod), 3138 nucleotides long. RefSeq names its product DEAD-box helicase 19b (gene ddx19b). Gene Ontology annotation, molecular function: nucleic acid binding; RNA helicase activity; ATP binding. The transcript is spliced from 12 exons. The record is from RefSeq and is a predicted model, not a curated record. Bases 171 to 1646 code for a protein of 491 amino acids. Lineage: Eukaryota; Metazoa; Chordata; Actinopteri; Gadiformes; Gadidae.